AUGCCUCAAGCAACUUCUCUCCCGGACGACGAAAUUAAAUACUCGAGCGAUGUUUUAGAGCCCUCUGUUCAAGCCGAAGCUCUACAGUCGACGAGUCGAUCAGCCCUCAAACUUUACUUGGUGACAGUUAUGAGCUCUGUUAAUGGAAUGGAACAAUAUUUGAACUACUUCAAGCUCAGCGGAAAAGACGCAGGAGGUGGGGUGGGGAGCAUCACAGGCUUAAUUUUUGCCAUGUUCACGCUUGGUACUUGUGUGACUGCACUUGUUGCGGGUCCUUUGGCGGAUCGGUUUGGAAGGCGUGGGGCUAUGUUAUGCGGCGGGAUAUUGGGUGUCCUCGGUUCUGUGGUAGUGACCUUUGCACAAGAUGUAGCCUACCUAAAGGGUGGCCGUUUCUUCAUUGGAAUGUCUACCGCUUUGUUGCAAGUCAGUGCGCCAAUGUAUGUGACUGAGAUUUCUCCUCCUCAGGCAAUGGCGAGGUCGAAUGACUGGUGUAUACGCUGGUACGUGACAGCUUCAAGGCAUCUUCAAUCUUACUCGCCCACAGCAAUUGCUAUCAUCGCUUCGAUAUUCAGUGGUGCAGUGACCACAGUCUCUUGCAAAUGGGCCACCACGCUUUCUUGGAGACUGCCGUUAGGUCUGCAGAUUAUCCCAGCCACUGGUGUUGCCUUAUUCUCCAUGUUGAUUCCUGAGUCUCCACGGUGGCUGAUGUCCGUUGGUCGCACAGGCGAAGCCAAAAGAGUCCUCCGCGAAUAUCAUGGAAAUGGCAACGACCACGCGCAAUUAGUCAUUUCACAAUUGGAUGAGCUUACACAGUCGAUCAAAGCGGAUGCUGUCAGAAAAUCUUGGUGGGACUACGCAAGUCUGUUCCAAACCAAAGGCGACUGUCGGCGCAGCGCGCUCAUCCUCCUCUUGGCUUUUUGUAGCCAAUGGGCUGGCAGUGGCCUCGAGUCCUUCCUUGUCGUUUUACUUGCACACGACCACAUCAGCACGCAGCAUCUCAGAAUUCUCCUCAGCCUUGUCAACAAUAUCAUUGGUUCUGGUGGGGCACUUCUUGGGGCGUUUUUCUCCGAUAAAAUUGGUCGUCGGCACUUUUGGUUCUGGGGCACAGUCUGUUGUACUGCCUCAAUUCUUAUUUCUGGUGCUUGCACAGCGGUUGCCGACACAAAUCUUGCAGCGGCCAACGCUGCUAUCACAUUCCUAUGUUGGGCUGUUUUACAGCGACGAUUCUAUGCUCAAUCUCAUGUAGUCAUAUUCAAUUUCUUCUUCUGCGCAACAUAUGUGCCCUUACCAGCCACGUAUGUCCCAGAGUGUUUGACGUUUGAAAAACGUGCAAAUGGUGUCGCAAUGUAUACCUUGUGUGCCUCAUUAGCUUCAUUGGUCAACACCUAUGCAACCCCAGUUGCUCUUGCAAACAUACAGUGGAGAUUGUACUUUGUUUUCAUCGGUUGGGAUGUGUUUGCUUGCAUCCUAAUAUUCUUUUUCGCCGUUGAGACGUCAGGAAAAACUUUGUGCGUUGUUUUUGAUCUAUUCCCGGCAUUUCUCACGAGAGAUGCUGCAGGGAAGAGCUUGAGAGGAUUUUUCGGGGCUCCGAUGCUCGAUUGUAGAAGGUCCCUGAUGCGAACAAAGACAUGCGUAAUCUGUCUGCUCAAAUGUGGCUGUGGCCGGCUCUUGUCUUCGGCCAUAACCGCCUACAUGCCAGCAACGCACAACGAAAUCUUACAACAGUUCAGGAAAGAGGUGGAAAGCGAAGGGAUCCUGAAAGACGGUGAUACCAUCGGUACCGAUGAUGAAACUCUGCUUCGAUUCUUGCGUGCACGCAAGUUUGAUAUUAAACAAUCAAAGAAAAUGUUAGCGGAGGCUCAACAAUGGAGGAAGACCGUCCGUUUAGAUCAACUCUACGCAGAGACCGAUCCCUUCGAUUAUCCAGAACGAGACGCUGUUUUCAACUGUUGGCCAUUAUAUUUCCAUAAAUUGGACAAGAAAGGUCGCCCAGUCAAUAUCCACCACCUAGGUGUUGUCGACUUUCCAAAGCUUUACAAGACGUGCACUCCGGAGCGACAUUUCGAGUCUCUUCUGGUCAAUGCGGAGUGCCUUCCGCGCGAAGUUCUCCCCGCAUGUUCACGUGUGGCUGCUGCCCCAGUUAGCACAGUGCUUGUGAUAAUAGAUUUGACCGACUUCAGUAUGAGUAAAUUCUGGCAAAUGAAAUCGCUUGCCAGAACUUCUUUCCAAAUAUCUCAAGAUUAUUUUCCGGAAACUAUGGGGCAACUUAUAAUUGUAAAUGCACCGUCGUCGUUCACUUUCAUCUGGUCAAUGAUGAAGCCCUGGCUGAGCAAAGAGACAGCUGAGAAGGUUGACAUUAUUGGCCACGACUAUCAGAGUGCACUGCUGGAUGUCGUUGAUGCGGAUGCUCUCCCAGCGGUACUUGGAGGUGAAUGUCGCUGUGAAGAAGGCUGUCAUCUGAGCUCCGCGGGCCCAUGGCUCGAUGACCGCAAAGGUUGGGGUCCGAAAGCAAACUCCAAACUUCAGAAUGGUGAUCUUCAAGUCAAAGAACUUGGCGUCAAGUAG
This is a messenger RNA of Mycena indigotica, 2565 nucleotides long. Its product is annotated as MFS domain-containing protein. NCBI's taxonomy places the organism in Eukaryota, Fungi, Basidiomycota, Agaricomycetes, Agaricales, Mycenaceae. Gene Ontology annotation, biological process: transmembrane transport. Gene Ontology annotation, molecular function: transmembrane transporter activity. The record is from RefSeq and is a predicted model, not a curated record. The coding region runs from base 1 to 2565 and encodes 854 amino acids. The transcript has 23 exons. Gene Ontology annotation, cellular component: membrane.